Molecule: messenger RNA, 255 nt
Organism: Eruca vesicaria subsp. sativa (arugula)
Lineage: Eukaryota; Viridiplantae; Streptophyta; Magnoliopsida; Brassicales; Brassicaceae
Source: the annotation of a GenBank genome assembly
AUGAACAAGAUCAGAUCCUUAUUUUUUGUUAGCACCAUCACAAUGCUUAUGUUGUUAGCCAUAACAGCAGAACAAACGACAGCCGGCGAUGCUGAUCUCUUAUGUUUUGGACCAUGUCCUGCUGAUUGCAAACAACUUUGCUUGUCGAAAGGUUAUGCUGGCGGGUUAUGUGAAGAUUUUAGAGGCAGGAAUGAUUGUUGCUGCACACCAACAAAGAAGCAAAUCUUUGAGCAAACAACGCAAUUGAACAACUAA